AUGUCAUUUAUAUUUGACUGGAUUUACAAAGGGUUUAGCGGUGUGCUUCAAUUUUUAGGUUUAUACAGAAAAUCUGGGAAGCUGGUUUUCCUUGGAUUGGACAAUGCAGGAAAAACAACAUUGCUUCACAUGCUGAAAGAUGACAGACUUGGGCAGCAUGUGCCAACAUUGCACCCAACAUCAGAGGAGCUAACAAUAGCUGGAAUGACGUUCACCACAUUCGAUCUUGGAGGUCAUGUCCAAGCAAGGAGAGUGUGGAAAAACUACCUCCCUGCGGUCAACGGAGUCGUUUUUCUGGUAGACUGUGCCGAUUAUGAACGCCUCGCUGAGUCGAAGGUUGAACUUGAUGCUUUGCUGACUGAUGAGACUAUCUCCAAUGUGCCAGUCCUGGUCUUGGGCAAUAAGAUCGACCGUCCAGAGGCUAUCAGUGAGGGAAGACUGCGAGAGGCCUUUGCUCUGGAUGGACAGACAACUGGAAAGGGCAACGUGUCCUUGAAGGAACUGAACGUCCGACCUUUGGAGGUGUUCAUGUGCAGCGUCCUGAAGAAACAAGGUUAUGGAGAAGGGUUCCGCUGGCUCUCACAGUACAUUGACUGAUAUGCACCGAGAUGGGUGCGUUUUGUUUGAAAGGA
This is a messenger RNA of Chanos chanos (milkfish), 632 nucleotides long. RefSeq names its product secretion associated, Ras related GTPase 1Aa (gene sar1aa). Gene Ontology annotation, biological process: intracellular protein transport. NCBI's taxonomy places the organism in Eukaryota, Metazoa, Chordata, Actinopteri, Gonorynchiformes, Chanidae. The transcript has 6 exons. Gene Ontology annotation, molecular function: GTPase activity; GTP binding. The record is from RefSeq and is a predicted model, not a curated record. The coding region runs from base 1 to 597 and encodes 198 amino acids.